CUCUAUUGAACUGACAGAUUACAAGUGUCGCUUCGACGUUUAAAUAUUUGAGUUAAGCGAAUCAACAAUCAAAAUAAGCUCAUAGAUGAAGUCAUUCUUUUAUAAUACACUCGCUAAUUGUGAUUAUGCUGAUUCCUCCCAAUAACCGAAAAGUCUGAAAGCAAACUACCUCGUUAUCAGUAAAACUCUUCGUGCCAUAUCUACUGCUAGUAUGAAAAAGAUCAUGUUUGGCCGUAAGGAUGUUGAUUCCGCACAAAUGCAGGCAUCGGUGGCCCCUGCAUACACCAUCGACCGUUACUCAUCGUAUUAUCCGAUGAACCACAAGAAUCGCGGGAAAGCUUUAAUUUUUACACAUGCCGUGUUUGCUGUACCCAACGUAAAGCUGCCCAUUCGUGAGGGCGGUGAAGUGGACUGUAAAAUGCUAAUAGAUUCACUGGAACGGUUGGGAUUUGAUGUGGACCUGUAUCGGGAUAAACGCUUGAAAGAUAUUUUGCAAAUCACCGAGCAAGUUUCUUUGAUGGACCAUUCGAACAACGAUUGCAUACUGGUUGCAGUUCUUAGCCAUGGUGAUGAAGGAGAAAUCAUCUACGCCCACGACUGUCCUUACCAAAUUUCGAGUGUGUGGACGCAGUUCACUGGUGAUAGGUGUCCAACGUUAAUCGGAAAGCCAAAAUUGUUUUUCAUUCAGGCUUGCCGUGGCAACGAGUUGGACCCUGGAGUGAAGGUUGAAAAAGACGGUAUAGCACGCUACAGUCUACCGACGCAUGCCGAUUUCCUAUUUGCAUUUGCUACAAUUCCCGGGUUUAUGUCCUUCCGCAACACUAAAAACGGGUCCUGGUUUAUACGCGAACUGUGCAAUGAACUAAAUGAAAAUGGCCAAAGAUAUGAUCUGCUGACACUAUUGACGUUUGUUGUGCAGAAAGUCGCUUACGGUUACGAAUCAAUUGCUCCAAACACUCCAGAAUACCAUCUCAAGAAGCAGACACCCUGCGUAGUUUCAAUGUUAACUAGACUAUUACUAUUCAAUUAUGUUUAACUCAAUGAAAUGUAAUGUUAUCAUUAUGUACGAGUAUUAUUAUGUAUUAUUUAUACUUUGUUUUUAUAUAUCAAAUGCACUAAAUUGAUAUUUUAUGUUUAUCGGCAUAAUUUUAAUAAAAUUAACAAAACGUU
Molecule: messenger RNA, 1170 nt
Organism: Topomyia yanbarensis
Lineage: Eukaryota; Metazoa; Arthropoda; Insecta; Diptera; Culicidae
Product: caspase-like
Exons: 3
Coding region: 212-1036 (274 amino acids)
Biological process (GO): apoptotic process; proteolysis
Cellular component (GO): cytoplasm
Source: RefSeq, a predicted model, not a curated record